This is a messenger RNA of Synchiropus splendidus (mandarinfish), 3172 nucleotides long. It is a transcript of the gene cacng4b, whose product is annotated as calcium channel, voltage-dependent, gamma subunit 4b. The transcript has 4 exons. Gene Ontology annotation, molecular function: channel regulator activity; voltage-gated calcium channel activity. Gene Ontology annotation, cellular component: postsynaptic density membrane; AMPA glutamate receptor complex; voltage-gated calcium channel complex. The record is from RefSeq and is a predicted model, not a curated record. Lineage: Eukaryota; Metazoa; Chordata; Actinopteri; Syngnathiformes; Callionymidae. Gene Ontology annotation, biological process: transmission of nerve impulse; regulation of AMPA receptor activity; neurotransmitter receptor transport, postsynaptic endosome to lysosome. The coding region runs from base 201 to 1175 and encodes 324 amino acids.
AAAGUGUUAAAUCAGGUGAGAGGGUUUGAGCUGUGGAGCUUCCCGUUAAGUUGAGGGAAAACUCAGCGACUGAAUAGUCCCACUCGUUUCUCUUGGAAACCCGGUCGGGGUCAUUGAGAAAGUGAACCCGCAUCAACAAGUAUGACCCUCGGUUCUGCGCCCUGACGCGUGUGGGAGCGGAGACAGUAGCAUGAAGCGCAAUGGCUUGGUGUGACCGCGGGGUUCAGACGCUGUUGGCCACCGUCGGGGCUUUUGCUGCCUUCAGCCUGAUGACCAUCGCCAUCGGCACCGACUACUGGCUGUAUUCACGGGCGUAUAUUUGCAACGGAACCAAUGCCACCACUGACGAGACCCAGCCACAGCCCAAAACCAAAAAGGGGGAUCUCACCCACUCGGGGCUCUGGAGGAUCUGCUGUAUCGAGGGCAUCAACCAAGGCAGCUGCUAUAGGAUCAACCAUUUCCCAGACGACAACGACUAUGACACAGACAGCUCGGAAUAUCUGCUGCGUAUAGUCCGAGCCUCCAGUGUGUUCCCCAUCCUCAGCACCAUCCUGCUCAUGCUCGGUGGGCUGUGUGUCGGUUUGGGUCGGGUCUACAACAAGACCAACAACGUCCUACUGAGUGCCGGGAUUCUCUUCGUUGCUGCAGGUCUCAGCAACAUCAUCGGAAUCAUCGUCUACAUUUCCAGUAACGCAGGGGACCCCAACGACAAACGCGACGACGACAAGAAGUACACCUACUCCUACGGCUGGUCCUUCUACUUUGGCGCCCUGUCUUUCAUCGUCGCUGAAACCGUUGCCGUUCUCUCCAUCAACAUCUACAUCGAGAGGAACAAAGAACUCCGCUGGAAAGCUCGCCGUGAGUUCAUCCGUUCCCUCUCCUCAUCGUCCCCGUAUUCACGGAUACCGAGCUUCCGCUACCGACAGCGGACGUCGCACGCCAGUUCUCACUCCACCGAGGCUUCACGAGAGAACUCGCCGGUAGUCGGGCUGAAGGGGGCGCCGUCUUCCAGCGGGCCACUGGAUGAGCUGUCCAUGUAUGCCCUCGCGAGAGACAGCGUGACGGAGAACACCUACAGCCCUGAACACGAGGCGGGGGCGGAUUUCCUCCAAGUCCAUAACUGUUUCCCCAAUGACUUGAAGGACGGGGUGAACCGCAGGACCACACCCGUGUGAUUGCCUGGCGUCGAACGCGGCGAGGUGGCUGCUUUUAAAGGGCUGUGUGGAGGAAAGCUGGAGCCAUCGAGGAAAAGACCUGUGCAAGACUGUCAGGGUGUUUCAACCUGUAAAUGACCACAAAAGGUGCUAACUGUACAUUUUCUAACUUUGUGUUUUAGUCUGUUGUUGUGAACCUUCUCCGAGGUUUGUCUUCAUCAUGACUGUGACUUUGCCUUAUAGCCUUAUCUGUACGUUCGGUAGAGACACGCUGUAAUCCUGAGUGUUCGCUCGUCGCUACACUUGUAGCGUGUAAAUGCUAUGACAUCAACUGUUGCUAACAAAUAUGAGCCAUACACAUGGAGAGAGGUGAGCCACUGAAAUCCUGCAGCUAUAGCUUGAAAACAUGCUUGAAGUCAACAUUCCUUCACAUUCAUUCAUACGCAAAGUGAUAAUCAGAAUUGUAGCAAGCGACUCAAUUAAAACUGGACUAUACUGAAGCACGGAAAUGACCGGUGGACUGGGUUUCCAAGUCAGAAAAUCCUCGCCACUCUGAUCAUCCAAGAUGGCUUCCACAGACAUAAACAGGAAGUAGUUUUGAAUCAAUGAAAUGUGCAGAAUGAAGCAAACCCAUUGUGUAUGUUUGCAUGUCAUCCGAUGUAGUGUGUCCGGGUGACCCAAGUUUUCACAAGUUUUUCAUGAGUUAGUCACUUCAAAUGAAGGAUUCGAUGACGACAGAUAUCAAGCAGCAUCUUUUUCCUGGUCACAUGACGACCAGAUUUAUUCAAUAAUAGCAGAAAAAUGCAUUUAUUUCAAUGAACAAGCAUUUUGCGCUUUCUGAAUGAGUCCAGGGCUACUUCCUGUUCUGACAACGUCACGGCUCAUGCCAGCCAAUCACGAUGCGUCGGACAUAUGCUUAGCAAAUGCUGCAAAAUCCUGGCCUUUGCUUGUAAAAGUUCAGUCGCAUUUUAUACUUACACCGCCGGGUUCUCUUGUUGCAAACGCAGAGUGUGUUUCAUGGAAAAUUCCUGUAACUUCUGUGGACGUCACUUUCUCAUUUCCCGGCUUCAAUAACAACAGUGAUGUCCUUCCCUAUUCACCAUUUCCACAUUUGUUUGAAUGAAAAUCCUUGAAAGAAUCAGACUUUUUAGAGUUUAUUUGGGGAAGAUGAGACGGCAUUAUGGGAAGUGCUUCCAUCAACCAGAGGGACUUUGCUCAGUCAACUCACUAUGGAAUCUAGCAAUGUCAUGCUUUCCGAACUCUGAAUUUUCUCAUCUUUUAUCAUCACAACAAAAGCCUCUGCAUUGUCACUGAAAGACCCUGGAUGUCCAGAACCCCCUCCUUCUUUAUUCACUCCCAUAUCAAUCGGCCAUCUGUCAGGAGCUGACAGUGAAAGAGGAAGCCCACGACAGGGAACAGACAGGACUUCCUUUUUGCUGUGAAUGAAAGGAGAGUGUUUCAUGGAUAAAGAUAAGACAGUGGGCCUAAGUCAAUCUGUUGGACUCCUCCCCCUUCAGUGAUAAACAUAGAAGAACUGCCAGCUGAUGAAAGCUUUUUAUAUGAUAUGGAGAUCAAGAACCAUGAAUGUGUUUGAGGACUCCUUAUCUUCAGUGUAUUCCAUCCCCUCAGCCAACACAAAGCCAUCUGUUUAGAAUGUCGAACUUUUAUAUGCCAGUGUCCAGACUGCUGUAACUGUGUGUGACGUGUGUAAAAAUGUACAUGACCUUCCAAAAAAAAAAAAAAGACAGUUAUAAGCAGCAUUUAUCCACCAAACGUUUCUCGCCUUGAUGGUUGUAAAGUUCAAUUUAUCGAUUUGUAUUCCGGUAAAACUAAUUGCAAACACAAAUUGAUUCUCUGUUUUGUAUGGUGGAGUAUAACUAGAAGAUGAAACUAUAUUUUCUAUUGCAUGUAUGCAGCAGCUCCGUGUGACUAUUGACUGUGUAAUAUUGUCGUGGAUAAGCACAUUCGUAAAAACUAGGAGAAGCUGGUGACUGCUCUGAAUUGUAUAAUAAAAUAGA